CGCGAUUGGUCAUGCUGACUCUGCGCGGCAACUACGAGUGGAAGACGUGUGCUUCCUUCCUUUUAGAAAAGGGAAGUCAGGAAAAGUAUCCUGAAUUAUGAUUGUUCACCACCCUGAUAUACAAUGGCAAACAGAAGAUGUAUUGUGGAUUACCUGGCAAAGUUUCAUUGUCCUUUGUAUGAGGACGUUUUUGCUUCAGUUCAUGUCAUACAGAAUGAAUCAUUUAUCUACCUGUGUAAUGGUACAGAGUUUGUGGCUGUAUACAGUAAAUGCGAGAAGCAAAUAGUGGUAGUUUACCAGUUCCCUGGAAAAGCUUGCCUGCUGGAAGAAGAUUCAAAACAACAUUGUCUGUUUGUUCUUUGUGAACAUUACGGUUUGUUUUCAGUAAUUCUUCAUCUUAAAGAUCGCUUUCCUUCAGAAAGUCAACAACGUGGAGCAUCAGUUGAUACUUGUAGAGUUUCAUUGGAUGCUUGCAUAAUUAAAGAUCCCACUAUUCAGUCAUUCAUUCUGGUUCAGAACUUGAUUAUUACAGUUGGUCAAAAAUGCAGAGUGAGGACUCUUAGUGUCUUUGGAAAUCCACAGUUAGGUCAGGUGUCUUAUGAAAAGAUCGAAGAGCUAGAUAUUCCCAUAUUAGAGAAUGUGAUCAUAAGCUCCGAUGAUAAACAAGCUAGAAUGCCUCCAUACCUCUGUUGUGUUUUCCCACAUGGACAAAAGCGAAUGCCAUCCAGAGGUAUCCGAAAUUUCUCAUUGGAGCCACAAUUGUUUACCCUUCUCUUUGGAGUAGAUGCCACCAUGCUAGAUUCCCCUGUUAUUCUGUGUGGCUUUCUGGAUGGACAGGUGUACUACCUUUCCCUUAGGCAGUCUAUGCCAUGCACAGAUGAUCUUAGAAGUGGAAAUUCAGUGUUCAGAAUGUUGUACCACCUAGGCCAGCCAGUCAGAUUUAUUGGAGCCAUGCUUCCCAAUGACAAAGGAAACAGCACACUUUUGUUAGUAGGGCAUUAUGGCAAAGUCAUUCAGAUAAAAACUGAAUAUCAUUGUGAAGGCAGCCUUCCUAACUUUAUUGAGCGAAAUAUUCUAGGCCCUAUUGUAAGUGUGCAUAGCAGUGCCACUCACAUUUAUUACAGUACACCAUCAGACCUCAUGACUCUGCCACUGUCUAAUACAUCUGAAGAGAGCACCAGUUCUGUGUCAGAUACCCCAGCUACUGAAAACAAUUUGGUGCCUUUCUUCCAGUCUCCGCACAGCUUGAAUGUGUGUAAGAUAAUAGCUGUGUCCUGCCCUACAGAAAUGCAGACAGGAGAGGUUGAACUGGUUGCCUUUUCACUGGCAGGAAAGCUGAUGAAGGUCAAAAUUUCCAGGGGACCAAGUAAAACAAAUUCUUCUAGACUUACCACAGCACAGACUGGACAGCGAAUAAAAGACCUCCUUUCUGGGAUAGGCAAUGUGUCAGACAGGGCUUCAUUAUUGAAAAGUAAAAUCCAGUCCAAAAAUGACUCUCUGAAAAGGUUAAACUGGGUCUUUAAUAUUUGCUGCCUGUUGCAGUCCUGUCAAGAGAGAAAAGAAGAAAAUUGCAAAGAGACAGUCCGCUGCCAUUUUAUUUCAAAAUGGGACCAUUUGCUUCUACGGGAUUCUUUAAAUUUGACCUGCGCUCUGGAAAACUCAAGCAGCUACAUACUGGAGAAGGGCUGGAUGCUUUGUGUUGAAGUUAAAUCACAAUCAUACUCUAUGAGCUCAGAUAGUAAACAUUUUUCUCGUUUAUAUACAUUCCCUAUUGCUAAACUGUUGCCAGCUCAGACCAUGGAAGUGUCUGUCCCUCUGAGUUCUCUGAAUGACUUGUUUCUUUAUGCACUGGUCCAUUGUACUCUUAUUUACAACUUUCAAGGAAUCUUAGGAUACCAGGAAAAUGGCAGACAGCAAGACCAGAAUUCAUUUGUAACAUCAAUGACUUUUAAGAACUGUAUCUGCCUGCCACUAAAAACACAAACAGUGGACAUGUUGGAUUAUCUUCGGUUAGCUAAUCUAGCAACUUUACCAAGAGAACUUGUGAUUAAACCAGUAACUGAUUUGGUUGAUGUUUUCCUGAAUACAUCCAGCCACAUAAUUCACCACUGCAGUGAACAAAUUCCAUUGAAGCACGAAACUCAGUUUAGCCUUGAAGAUGGAAAUUUUGUGGCAUCUAUCAAAGUAUCAACUGAACUGCUGAAAUAUGGGCUAACGUCAACAACGUCAGGGGUCACCUUAGCAGCAUCUACUGUGGCUUGGCUGCUGUCGUCCAACUCUGAGGCAGACCUGUUGAGUUUACCAUCUGACCCAGUCAUUACUGCUACUACACCAACGGGCAAAUCAAUAAAGAUUCACGCUAAAGAGAUUUCACUAAAUGACUUGUCUGCUGACCUCCCCAUCAGUGCUGUGGAAAUCCAGAUUGAAAGCUCAUCACUCGUUGACUUCUGCAGUUUACACUGGGCAAUUCUGCAACGUAUACAGUUACUUAUGAACCUCAAGGAUUCUGGAGGUGGAACCCAACCAGCUGUACGAAUGCAAUUCUUAUGGGGCCUGCUGCACCAAUCUGAUGUUCUUGCAAAGACAGUGCAGGAAGUUCGGGAUCAUCUCUGCCUUGGUUUGAAAAUAUCUUCAGAAGCCACAGAAAAGUUGCUGUCUACAUACCAGCAGUUGAGGAGCAUGGAGCUGGUUAUCUUGUAGCAGCACCUAGAAACUGUGUCCCCAGUGCUUAUGUGUACCCCAAAAUCUAUCUUGGGUAAUCCUGGUGAAUCCAACUGAUGGAUUUAUUUGUGAAGAAUAUAGCAGGUGAUCAUGUAAGGCAUUCGUAUUUUGUAUAAGAAUAGUCAUUAAAGCAGAAAAGCAUAAACCUCUUGGCUAUAUCUUGUCUUUAAUGUAGUUAAUUGCCAUAAAUGUUUACAAUAU
Molecule: messenger RNA, 2922 nt
Organism: Erpetoichthys calabaricus (reedfish)
Lineage: Eukaryota; Metazoa; Chordata; Cladistia; Polypteriformes; Polypteridae
Gene: faap100
Product: FA core complex associated protein 100
Exons: 10
Coding region: 124-2700 (858 amino acids)
Biological process (GO): interstrand cross-link repair
Cellular component (GO): Fanconi anaemia nuclear complex; nucleoplasm
Source: RefSeq, a predicted model, not a curated record